Messenger RNA from Durio zibethinus, 2152 nucleotides. Its product is annotated as transcription factor MYB83. NCBI's taxonomy places the organism in Eukaryota, Viridiplantae, Streptophyta, Magnoliopsida, Malvales, Malvaceae. The record is from RefSeq and is a predicted model, not a curated record.
UACUCUUAACAGAACGAUGCUUUAAGGAAAAGAAUGCUUUUAGACCAAAAGAAGGGGCAGUGGCUUGGGGGAUGGGGGCAUUGAAGGUUAAUCAGUCCAGCUAGCCAGCUAGGUUCAUGCAUGUUUCCUAAAUUUCAAUAUUCCUUGAUAAUUGAGAGGCCGGCAUGUUAGGGACUGUCUUAAUUCAUGUCUGAACAAAGAUAACCUGCAUAUGUGGGAGACCUGACCAGAUCCUAAAAGUUGUUUUUGUUUUAUGUAGUAAAAGUAUUUUUGUUUUAUGUCCUGUCUCUGAUCUCUUCUUGGGGCAUAGGCUUAUUCUUCUAAUACACGUGUGGGUUGAGAGAAAGAGAGAAAGAGCAUCGUGUGAAAUGGAAGCAAACAAACUGGUUAAUCUGUGUCUCGUACACAUAUGAUGAUUACCUUGUGAGUGAAGAAAAAUGUAUCGACAAGACAAGAUAGAGUCAAAAGACAAGAUCACCAAUCAUCCCUCUCUCUCAUUCGAUCCUGUAUCUGUGCGCGUGUAUGAGGCCUGAGGGUCGACUCGAGGGAGGGAGGUCCCCCUCCAAUCCGUUUCACACUCCACCCAUCAACCAACAAAUUAACACUCUCGUCAUAUGCAUUUCUUUCUCAUAAUAUAUUUAUUUAAAGCAAACCCCACAACCAUCACUAUCAUCAUCACCAUUACCUCCCCGUGAAGCCUUCUCUCUCUGAUGCAACAAUCAUUUACCUAUAUAGCUUUCUCUUCUUUAUCUCCAUCAAACCUGUUCAAAAGAGAAAGGCUCCACUAGAUAAGAUCGCGACCCAGCCCAGCUAGCAGCAAUGAGGAAGCCUGAUCGAGAUAUGGGAAAAGACAUGAGAGUUAACAACAAGAAGAUGAAGCUGAGGAAGGGAUUGUGGUCACCCGAAGAGGAUGAGAAACUCAUUAAGUACAUGUUAAACAAAGGGCAAGGCUGUUGGAGUGACAUUGCUAGGAAUGCUGGUCUACAGAGGUGCGGCAAGAGUUGUCGUCUUCGAUGGAUUAAUUACUUGAGACCUGAUCUUAAGCGUGGAGCCUUUUCUCCUCAGGAGGAAGAGUUUAUCAUACAUUUGCAUUCCAUCCUUGGCAACAGAUGGUCUCAAAUCGCGGCUCGUCUUCCAGGAAGGACAGAUAAUGAAGUAAAGAAUUUCUGGAACUCCACAGUAAAGAAAAGAUUGAAAAAUAAAACCUCCGUAUCCUCAUCACCAAACAACAAUGAUUCAUCUGAGCCCAGAGAUGUUGUAGGAGGGAUUUUUCCAGUGCAUGAACAUGACGUCAUGGCCUUAUUCAAGGACUCAUCAUCAACAUCCAUGCCACCAAUGGCUACAGGAAACCAAUUCGAUCCGUUUCCUCCGCUCAAUAACCGUUAUGACAUGACGGGCGCAUUCGAUGUGCCCACAUGCAUAACACAAGGUGGUAUGGGAGAGGGAUUUUGGGGGGAUUAUGGGAUUUUAGAGCCUGGAAAAAUAGGGUUGGAAGGGGACUUUUCUCUUCCUCCACUUGAGAGUAGAAGCAUUGAAGACAAUAAUGCUGCCAAUAACAGCAUUGAUAAUAUGAAAAGAAAUAACAACCACUACAAUAAUACUUGCUUCAGCAACACUGAUCAGAGCUUUAAAGUAGGGGACAUGUUUGGGUUAGAAAAUCAUCAAUGGCAAGGAGAAAACUUAAGAAUGGGAGAAUGGGAUUUGGAGGGUUUGAUGGAUAAUAUAUCUUCCUUUCCUUUCCUUCAAUUCCAAGUUGAAUAACUGCAUACACUUAGCCCUCAAUCUUUCAUAUCUACCCAAAGCCAUAUAUUGGAAAUUAUGGGUAGAUAUUCUUUUUCAACAUCACCAAAAUUAUACUUAAAGCCUCCCCUUUAGCUGAAAUAUUUCUCCUGUCCAUCUCAGAAUCAUCGUUUUUUCCCCUCUUUUCUUAAUUGGUGCUUCAUAUGAUCCAUAAUUGUUUACGUCCAGGAAUAAAUAUAAAAACUUGGAGAUUACCACAGCCUUAGAUAUCUUGCUCGUAUGUAUUUCAUUGUUGUUCCUUUCGAAGAGAAAUGUGAACAGAGAUACAGAAAAAAAAAAGAGUCAAAAUAAAGAUUAUAGUUGUUGAAUUAAUUGUAGUUUUAAUUUCUUUAACGUACAAAUUCUAUACAGA